Theobroma cacao (cacao) is the source of this 2923-nucleotide messenger RNA. Its product is annotated as Ankyrin repeat family protein. The record is from RefSeq and is a predicted model, not a curated record. NCBI's taxonomy places the organism in Eukaryota, Viridiplantae, Streptophyta, Magnoliopsida, Malvales, Malvaceae.
AACAAGAGGCAGCAAUUUCUUUUUGGUAUCUAAGAAGGAACUCUCUCUGAAAACCAUACAACAGCGGCGGAGGGGUUUUGUCUGUCUCUCCUUCUCUCUCUCUCUCCAUCUCUCAUUCAAUCUUCGUUCCAUUAUUCAGGGUUGGCCCUUGCCCUGGAUCCUCCAUAUUUUGGUGGGAUAGUUUCCAGACGAACAAGGUCUUUUAGGGUAUUCUACGGAUGGAACAUAGUCGUAUACCCAUUUCAUGCAUUUAAUGGGCAUCUGCGCUAGAUUCGCUCUUCCCUAUCGCCUUUACUCCGUUUAAUGGUUUUCUGCUUCUUUCUUUUGGUAUCAAAUCAAUUAGAUCGUUUUGGGAAGAGUUACUAUUGCUUUGGGCAUUCUCUCCUUUUUAUGCCUUAUGGAUUUCUUUUAUUAUUAUUUUAUUUUUGGGAAUUGAGGUUUAAUCUUUGAAUUUUGCUGGUAUUCGAAUUUGCUCUUGCCACCGAGUUAAGUGAUUGGAUCUUUAUUAUUAGGCAUACUAAACUUUUCGGAUUUCAGUUUAUUUUGUUGCAAGAGGCAUGCAUCUGGGUUUUUGAGGACACAUUUUCUCUUCAACUUUUUCUGACAGUUUGUUGCCUUUUGAGGAUGUAUCGUAUUUUUGUUUUGGAGGAUUGAGACUUAAGUGUUCGCUUCAAUUGUGACUCUUUUUUUGGUUGCCAAGAUUGGCGGAACUGUAUAGUGGAGAUAAUGGAAAAAGGGAUUGAAUUUGUUGUGGGGAGUGAUAACAUGCACUUAGAGGAGCCUUGGUUCACUGGAAUGGAUAAUGAGGAGACUGAAAUGGGACAACCAAACAGUGAAGUUCAAGGCUUUGCAUUGGAAAAAGGUGAGGGAAGCAGUGUGGUAUUCUCAAGAGAGGCACCCCUUGUAAAUAAAGAGUCAACAACGUCUGGUAGUUGUAGUUGUAGUCUGAAGAAACUCAAAUCCAGGGUGGCUGCAAAAGAGUCUGAGCUCUGCCCGAAGGAGAAAUCUGGGCAUGACAAGAAACUCAGCAGACAAGACAGGAUUGAGUUGGGCCAAUUAUUUCAGGGGGCUGUGAGUUCCCAUGAUUGGGAACUUGCUGAGAGUUUAAUCCUGUUGGCAGAUCCACAGACUCUAAAUGAUGCAUUGUGUGUCACAUUGGAUGCUAUCUGGUUUUUGAGCACCCAGCAGGAGCUUUAUGGGAUAACGGGGUUGAUUAAGAAGAUCAUUGCUAAUGGUGCUUAUGACUUUACUCGAGCUGCUCUCCGGACUUCAUUUCUUGCUUCUUGUGUCUCUGCUUGCCAAAGUCGCACGAUGAGCCUUGCUGACACUGUAACUGUGAUGGCCCAAAGGUUGCAUGAGCGCCUCCAAGAGUGCCAUGGGGAUGAGGUCUUGAAGGCAGAAGCUGGUGCCAAGGUACAAAAGUUCACUGAAUGGGCUUUGAAAUGUAUAGGGUCCCAUUCCCGUUGCCAAGGGAACAACGAUAGAGUGAAUCAUUGCUCGGCUGUUGAAAUCCAACUCCAGUUAACUGCAUUCAAGACAUUCUUAGAUCUUGCUGGUAACCAACUUACGGGGAAGGAUUUUACAGAGGCAUUUGAUGCAGCUUGCUUUCCUCUUACUCUCUUCUCUAGCUCAUUUGAUGCUGGUUGGGCAUCUGGGAUAACAGCUACUGUGAUCCAAGGAUUGUUGGAUAUGUUGGUGGAGGGGGGUGCAGACAAUGUUAACCAGUGUUUCCUUGAGGCCUCUCGGUUUGGUAGUACAGAACUUGUUCGCAUUUUAUUGCAGAUUGCCCAACGGAACAGCUUGGACGUUGAUGUGGAUCUCGCCUUGGGUUUUGCCUCACAUUACUGCAAGAUUGGGACAAUGGAGUGUCUAGUGGAAGAGGGUAAUGCCAUGGCGUUCUUGGGCCCUUUAAUGAGAGCAGCUGAAAGAGGCUGUAUGCAGGUUGUUCAGUGGUUUGUCAAAAGGGGUUGUCGAGACAUGGAGCUCUGUCUGGCCCUCACUGCUGCAACUUCAAGCAGCCAAGUUGAUGUGGCUGCAUAUCUCCUCCCUCAUGUUCCUCAACAUGUCCUCACAGCCCUCAGCAUCGAAAUUCUCAAGGCUGCGGGCGAACGAAGUGGGGGAUCUCUGGAUGGUGUGGCAUUUCUCCUCCACUCUGACUUCUUAGGUGAUGCUGCUGCUACUUAUGCUGUUGCAGACAGCAUUGCUAGGUCUGAUGAUGAGGCUGUUGCUCCUGAGCUGAAGGCAUUUCUUCAAGAGCACUGGUCAGAGGCAGCUUUCUUGGAUGGACUAAAGCAAGGCCAAGAACAGUACAUGAACCUAAUGAGGAUUUUGAAGAGGGGGGAAUCUCCAAUUUGCUUAAGGGAUCUCCCAGCUCCUCUGAGGGUGGCAAUUACAUACCUGCCACUCUACAGGGAGUGUAUUGAGGUGGGUGGUCGUCUGUUAUCGCAAAGGCUGCGGGGGCAGCUUGUUGAAGCUGUUCAGAUGCUUGGAGGUGGGGCACUAGAAGAGGUAAGCCAAGGCAGAGAGCUUUUAGCAAUUCUGGAGCAUCACCUUCCUCCAUUUUUGGUUCGUGCACCCAGCAGUGGUUAGCAAAGUUUUUAUCUGCUGGAUAUUUUGGAUUUUCACUUGUCUUUUACCUCUAUAUCUCAUGUGUCAUAGGUAAUAAUAUAAUUUAGCUGCGGGUAGGUGACAAAGCUUCAAGGUUUGUCAAAUUUCCUUCCAUCAUGUGGUUUGGUAUAAUAUAUGUCUCUCUGAGCUUCUUCUAUGGCACAUAUCUUAAUCUAGUGGAUGUGUAUGUUCAUGUAUGAUGUAAGACAGAGAGCAGCAAUUUUCACAGAAAGGUUGAUAUAUGAUGGGAAUGUAUAUUACUAAAUAAUCUUUUCUCUACUGAUCCUUGUUGAGUGCAUAUGUUGGCUAAAAAUCA